Mus pahari (shrew mouse) is the source of this 2154-nucleotide messenger RNA. RefSeq names its product protein SCO1 homolog, mitochondrial (gene Sco1). NCBI's taxonomy places the organism in Eukaryota, Metazoa, Chordata, Mammalia, Rodentia, Muridae. The transcript has 6 exons. The coding region runs from base 28 to 882 and encodes 284 amino acids. The record is from RefSeq and is a predicted model, not a curated record. Gene Ontology annotation, biological process: mitochondrial respiratory chain complex IV assembly.
CCAAAGGAGGCGCGGUCUCCUAAACUCAUGGCGGCACUAGUACGGGCAGCCGCGGUGCGGUCGCAGUGUCGCCAGCUCUGGCGUCUGUUCCCUCGCGGCCAUGGGCUCAGGGAUGUGGCGGAGAGGCCGAGACCGGAGGAGGCGCGCUGCUGCCUGGGGAGCCGAGCCUUCAGCGCUGGGCCGCCACCGCCGGGGGCCGGGCCGGAGCCCAAGGGCGGUCAAGCCGGGUCUCACCGCCCGAAGCCUGGGCCGGUUUCUUGGAAGUCUUUAGCUCUCACCUUUGCCAUUGGAGGCUCUUUAUUGGCUGGGAUGAAGUACUUCAAGAAAGAAAAGAUAGAAAAGCUGGAGAAACAACGGCAUCGCAGCAUUGGGAAGCCUUUACUAGGGGGGCCAUUUUCCCUCACAACUCACAAUGGAGAGCCCAAAACUGACAAGGACUACCUGGGUCAAUGGGUAUUGAUUUAUUUUGGCUUCACUCAUUGCCCUGAUAUCUGUCCAGAAGAACUAGAAAAAAUGAUUGAAGUCGUGGAGGAAAUCGACAGCAUUCCAUCCCUGCCAAAUUUAACUCCACUUUUCAUCACCAUUGACCCAGAAAGGGACACAAAAGAAGCCAUUGCGACUUAUGUGAAAGAAUUUUCUCCCAAGUUGGUUGGUUUGACUGGCACAAAAGAAGAGAUUGAUGGAGUGGCCAGAGCAUACAGGGUGUAUUACAGCCCUGGCCCAAAGGAUGAGGAUGAGGACUACAUAGUGGAUCAUACAAUAAUAAUGUACUUGAUUGGACCAGAUGGAGAAUUUCUUGAUUAUUUUGGACAAAACAAGAAGAAGGCAGAAAUAGCUGGCUCAAUUGCUGCACACAUGAGGUCAUACAUGAAGAAGAGGUAGCCAGAGCUGCAACACCAGAUACAGGAUUGACUUGCUGAAGAGGGAGCUUUGUUUCCAGAGGAACCUCUAUAUAAUGUAACAUACAGCAUGGACUUCAUUCCCCAGAACAUCAUUCUACAUGAGAUGUUACCCUGGGGCUCAGCCAACCCAGUCUGCCACAAGACUACCAUGAGUCUAAAGGGCCAGGGUGGUCAGAGCCAGUGGAGAGCAGGCGCCCAGAACCAUCAGAGAGGCACACAAGUGCACGUCUGUAGGAAUGGCACUCUUGGAGAAAUGUUGCUUCCUCGCCAGUGUCUGCUUGCUCGGGCAUGUGGGGCCAAAUCCUACAGGAAAGUGUCACUUCCAUAAUGCUCUUGCUGUUUCAACUUGUGUGCCCAGCAUAGGCAUUCAAGGCCUCUUUAUAUUUGAGAGUAGAAGCUCAGCUUCUUUGAAAAGGAGUGUCACCGUCAGGUCAGGUCUGCAUCUCCUUUCCACAGCGGGUGCUGCUUCGGGCUGGAGGAGAAAACUUACUGUUUGCACAUAACUGUUGGUUCAAUCUCCACAUUUCUAUUUUUUAUUUUUUUUGUUUUUCGAGGCAGGGUUUCUCUGUAUAACCCUGGCUAACCUAGAACUCACUCUGUAGACCAGGCUGACCUCGAACUCAGAAAUCCACCUGCCUCUGCCUCCCAAGUGCUGGGAUUAAAGGCGUGUGCCACCACUGCCCAGCUUUUUUUUUUUUUUUUUUUUUUUUUUUUUAAAUAGCUAAGUGAUUUGACUGGUUUUCACUGGUAGACCAAGUGGAAAUGAGAAUAUUUAUCAUGACUGUGAUCUGGUAAUUUUUAUGUACCAAAUUACACAAUGUAAGAAAUAAAAGAUGUGGUCAGUCCAGGAACUUGGACAAGCAUGGCUUUGCUUCUGUGAAGAAUGGGUGCCUGGCACACCAUGGUAGGGGCAGAGGCCACAGACUGAGAUAAGUGCUUGUUAACAUGCAGAUUCAUGGGCCAGGAACUGGCCUCGAGUCAGAGUGGGAUACAGAGACCUGUGUCUCCAGGGCAAGUGAUGACCCGAGUCCACACCUGGAUCAUCUGUUCCAUGGAGAAGUAACAAGCAUAACCAGCUCGUAAAGGAGUCAGCAGCUGCUCCAGGGAAUGUUGUCCAGCUGGGUGUGCUGUGCACACUGUUAGUCCCAGCACUCGGGAGGCAGAGGCAGGUCUUCGAGUUUGAGGCUAGCCUGGUCUAAUAGAGAGUCUUGGGCCAACCAGGCUACCUAAUAAGACCCUAUCUCCAAAAAAA